AUGCUACCGCGGCAUCAUGGCAAUGGCUAUCUAGGAGCUAGGGAGAAGGAGAAGACCUUGUACUCGAUAUCCCCCCAUAAAUUCCAACCAAGAUCAACCCCGUCGUCACUACGACGGAGGCGACAACUCUUCUUCCGACUGGGAAUCGGUUUAGCAGGCAUCUUGUUCCUGUGGUUCGUUUGGCCAGGUGCCUCAUUAUUUUCGAUAUUUUCGAUAGGCUUCCUAUCUUCCGGGGAAGAUUUCCAGCUGGAGACAGUGCGGUAUUAUGAUCUAAGUAAUGUUCAGGGAAGCCCAAGGGGCUGGGAGAGGGAGGAACGAAUCUUGCUUUGUGCGCCCCUUCGCGAUGCCGAACCCCAUUUGCCGAUGUUCUUUUCCCACCUCCACAACUUUACCUAUCCACAUCACCUCAUAGACCUGGCCUUCUUGGUCUCGGACUCGAAAGACCAAACAUUAGAGCUUCUAUCUAAGCUAUCGGAGGAGCUUCAAGCACACGAAGAUCCGAACAUGCCCUUUGGAGAGAUUUCGAUCAUCGAGAAAGAUUUUGGCCAGAAGGUCAAUCAAGAUGUCGAGAGUCGCCACGGGUUCGCAGCUCAAGCUAGCAGAAGGAAGUUGAUGGCUCAGGCAAGAAACUGGCUGCUGAGUGCUGCCCUCCGUCCAUAUCACAGCUGGGUAUAUUGGAGAGAUGUGGAUGUGGAGACUGCUCCGUUUACCAUUCUGGAGGACCUCAUGCGUCACAACAAGGACGUGAUUGUACCAAAUGUCUGGCGUCCACUUCCCGAUUGGCUUGGAGGCGAGCAGCCCUAUGAUCUGAACUCCUGGCAGGAAUCGGAAACAGCCCUGGCAUUGGCCGAUACUCUCGACGAGGAUGCUGUCAUUGUGGAAGGAUAUGCAGAAUACGCGACCUGGCGACCCCAUCUUGCAUACCUCCGAGAUCCAUAUGGAGACCCCGAUAUGGAAAUGGACAUUGAUGGUGUUGGAGGUGUCAGUAUUCUGGCCAAAGCAAAGGUCUUCAGAGCCGGCGUCCAUUUCCCAGCAUUCAGCUUCCAAAAGCAUGCUGAGACUGAAGGAUUUGGCAAGAUGGCCAAACGCUUAGAUUUCUCCGUGGUUGGUUUGCCGCAUUAUACAAUUUGGCAUUUGUACGAGCCAAGUGUUGACGAUAUCCGCCAUAUGGAGGAAAUGGAGCAAGAACGCCAAGCCCGUGAGAAAGAGGAGCUGGAGCGCGUUGAACGCGCCAAAAAGAUCAAGGAUCAAUUUGCGGACCCAAACCCUCAAUGGGAGAAGGAUAAGGCAGAUAUUCAGAACCAAGCUAUGAAAGAGAAGAAAGGAAAGGAGCAAGGGCAGACUGCACUUGCUGAGGAUGAGGAACCAGUUGCGAAACCAGUAGUGAAGGGCAGCUCUGAAGGAAAGACGGGUGCGAAGGUAGAGGCGAAAGCUGCCAAAGCCAAAGCCCAAUAA
Molecule: messenger RNA, 1455 nt
Organism: Venustampulla echinocandica
Lineage: Eukaryota; Fungi; Ascomycota; Leotiomycetes; Helotiales; Pleuroascaceae
Product: putative ANP1 protein
Exons: 5
Coding region: 1-1455 (484 amino acids)
Biological process (GO): cell wall mannoprotein biosynthetic process; protein N-linked glycosylation
Cellular component (GO): mannan polymerase complex
Molecular function (GO): alpha-1,6-mannosyltransferase activity
Source: RefSeq, a predicted model, not a curated record